Neurospora hispaniola is the source of this 996-nucleotide messenger RNA. RefSeq lists its product as uncharacterized. Gene Ontology annotation, molecular function: RNA polymerase I cis-regulatory region sequence-specific DNA binding. The record is from RefSeq and is a predicted model, not a curated record. NCBI's taxonomy places the organism in Eukaryota, Fungi, Ascomycota, Sordariomycetes, Sordariales, Sordariaceae. Gene Ontology annotation, cellular component: RNA polymerase I upstream activating factor complex. Bases 85 to 792 code for a protein of 235 amino acids. The transcript has 2 exons. Gene Ontology annotation, biological process: nucleolar large rRNA transcription by RNA polymerase I.
AAUACUCUCCCACUUUCCUCAGUUGCCAAUCUCACAGCGGAAAAUCACAUCAAUAUCACCCCAUAUCUAUCAUUCCUUUCCAACAUGACCUCGUCACCAGCCCCCAGUGACUAUUCCGACGAGGAACUACGCCCAUCGAGAAAAGAGAGUCGAGGACGUGAACUGAACGUCUACGAUGCCGUUGCCGGUAAUGUGACCUUGAACGACCGAUCUCAAUCAGGUGCUUUACGCCGAAACGACUCCUCAAGUAAACGACCAAAUCGGUCCUCCGGGCUGCAUUCUUCCCGCGACCCCAGGUACGCGCCUGAGGAAGUCCUCUUCCGCCGCAAGGGCGCACCUGUUCGCUAUGAAGAGAAUGACAUCUACUGGGCCAGCGAGCAUCUGCCCGACGGCGGACGUCAUCUUCUCCCUGACAGCGACCUCUUAAAGUCCAUCCAUGGGUACACCAGCAACUUCUACGACGCAAUGGCCCUUCGCCUCGGUCCGCGUUGUGUCAUUGGCUCCCGAACCAUUGAUGAGAGGAGCAUGGAUGAAACCGCUCUACUUGCCUUUGGCAUCCUACUUGAAGAAGCAAGUCGCGAGGCUAUGGGGAAGAGAGGGGACCUCGUUCUGACUGAGCCAUUCACGGAUUCCAAGUUGCCACUUGCUGAUGAACGGGCUCUCGACACCCCUGCUGUUGUCGAUCAACAACCAGUUGCGGAUGCUGACCAAGGAGCGACUCCGGAAAAAAAGCGGCGAAAGAAGAAAAGGAAGAUCCGACGUGACGACGAUGUUACAGCAGCCGAAAUAUGACCCGGCUAUCCCUCGCACCCGAGACAAACUGUUCCUCGGUGUACGCAUCCCACGAGCCUCAGCGCCAGCUUGGCAACAAUGGGGUGCCAGUCCCCGACUUCGGGCUUUAUCACACACAACGUUGCUGCCUUCAUCACAUCUGGGCAAUCGUUAGUUGACGAGUAAGGUUGCCUCAACGUGUGCGAUUGUCAAUAGCCGGCCCCU